This is a messenger RNA of Plasmodium malariae, 765 nucleotides long. Its product is annotated as fam-m protein. NCBI's taxonomy places the organism in Eukaryota, Apicomplexa, Aconoidasida, Haemosporida, Plasmodiidae. The coding region runs from base 1 to 765 and encodes 254 amino acids. The transcript has 2 exons. The record is from RefSeq and is a predicted model, not a curated record.
AUGGAACAAAAAUCAUACUCCAUCGUAUUCAUUAAAUUUUCUGCAUUUAUUUUUUUAACUUGGAUAUGUUAUAUUAGUUGUGAAGUGAACAAGUUUACAGAAUCAUUCAGUGUUAACAGUAAAAUUAGAAUAAAAUUAGAUGCAAGAAUACAUCGAUUACUGGCAAAGUAUAAGCAGAAUAGGGAUUCAUAUAUUGUAGAGCUAAAUGAUGUUAUGCCAAAUAGAGCUGAAUACGAAAAAAAAAAUAUAUCUAAUAAUAAAGAAGGAACCAAAGGAAAAAACAAAGAAUACUAUAAAAGCUCAUUAAAUAAGGCACAAUUCUACACAGAAGUUAUGGAUUAUAAUAAUGUAAUGUUUGAUGGAAAGCAUUUUCAUUUUGAAAAAAAAUUUAUCAGAAAAAAAGAUUAUGAUGAUUUUCUUCAAAAUAGCAGAAGAAUCCAUGACAUAGAUUUAAAAAAAAUAAAAUUUAGAAGUUAUAGUUUUGGAGUUAUUAUAUUUAUACUUUUUUGCUUGUUGGGAAUAGGGUUGCCUAUAUUACGUGCAUUAGAUAUGGGUGAGCAACCAAUAUUUGCAUCAUUUACUAGUUUGUGGAAUCUUAUAAAAGGAAAUCUAGGAGAUCAAAUAGGAAGUUUAGGAGUAGAAUUUCUUUAUGGAAUAUUAUUUUGCUUCAGCAUUUUAAUGCUAGCUGUCAUAAGUAUAAUUACAAUCCCCAAAAUCUUAAGAAAUAAUGAGAAAUACAAAAAAAUUAAGUUGCUAUCUAAUUAA